CUCUGGUAACGUCUGGUGGCAUUGCUUUAUAAUCUUGUUGGUGUAUUUGCAUUUCUCAGGGCCUUCACAGAACAUGCGCAUGUUCAUGUCAAGUGUAGUUCAAAGGAAAUAAUAUUUUGGCUUUCGGGGGCCUAAAAUUAACUAAAAUGCAUAAGUUAAAGUUCUCACAAAGAGAUAAAGUGAAGAAAUUCAUAACUUUUACACACACUGGAGAACAAACUGCAAUAUAUUGUUUAGCACAAAAUGAUUGGAAGCUAGACUUGGCAAGUGAUAAUUAUUUCCAAAAUCCAGAGGCAUAUUGUAAAGAACCAAAAAAUACAGUAGAUAAAAAGAAACUAGAAAUAUUAUUUAGUCGAUAUCAAGAUCCAAAUGAACCUGACAAGAUUACAGCAGAUGGAAUAAUGAAAUUUUUGGAUGAUUUGGAUUUAAGCCCUGAAAGCAAAUUAGUAUUAAUCAUUGCAUGGAAAUUCAGAGCAGAAACACAAUGUGAAUUUACUAAAGAUGAAUUUAUGAAUGGAAUGACAGAUUUAGGAGUGGACAGUAUAGAUAAAUUAAAAGCCUGCUUAAGUAGUUUAGAAAAUGAAUUAAGGGAUCCUCAAAAAUUUAAAGACUUUUAUCAGUUUACGUUUAAUUAUGCAAAAAACCCAGGACAGAAAGGUUUAGAUCUUGAUAUGGCAAUUGCUUAUUGGAACAUUGUAUUAGAUGAUAAAUUUAAGUUCCUCCCUUUAUGGUGUCAAUUUUUACAGGAACACCAUAAGAGAUCAAUUCCAAAAGAUACAUGGAAUUUAUUAUUAGACUUUGCACUCAUGAUCAACCCAGAUAUGAGUAAUUAUGAUGAAGAGGGAGCCUGGCCUGUACUGAUAGAUGAUUUUGUAGAAUGGGCACAACCCCGUAUUCGUCAGUCCCUCUAACAUCUUUUUGUUACGUCUUUAACUUCAUAUAAAAAAAAGCUUUAUUUAUUCAAUUAUAAAAUCUUAUAUUCUUCAAGUGAUACUUGAUCAUAUUUUUCUGAUAGAGCAUCAUUUUACUUUGUGUACAGAAUAUAUAGCAAAGGAGUAUUACAAUUGCUAGGAUCAAUUUAGUGUAUAAUAACUCUGUAAUAUGUAAACAAAAUUAUAUAAGAGAAGAAACUAUUGCUUAUAAGCAAUAAGUUAAUUUCAUAUAAAAUUACAGGUUUUAUAUCGUUUAAUCUCAAAUUAUGUAACUAUUAAAAUUAUACAUAAGAGUUGCAUUAUUAUAUACCUAUCUGUACAAAGUAAUAUGAUGUGAUCAGUUUGUUCGAAAAAACAAUAACAGUAAAAAAAUGUUGCUCAAUUACCGAAGGUAUUUGCAAACAUCGGAAGAAAUCGCUGACUGUGUUCCUUUGCACGAAUUUGGCUUCGAAAAGGAAAAAUCAUAAAAAUUAUUCAUUUAUACCUUUUUGUAGAUAGUAAUUUCUAGAAAUUACGUUGUUAAAAAUUGUUAUUAAAUAAAUUUUACGACACUCUACAGAACACUUGUAAUAUACAUACAAACAAAAGAAAACAGAGAGAGAAAUCUGUAUUUUAAAUGUAUUGCUAUUUCGGCACUGGUAUACUUAUCUUUUUUACAAUCACCGAUUUAAAUGGUGACAGAAAAAGAUUUGUUUUUGUUUUAUUAGUGAAGAGUAAUAUUUAUAUUGUAAUUCUGAGGUAUAAUAGAUGUUAGGGAAAAUAAAUUAAGAAUUUUUUACAAGUUUAAA
Messenger RNA from Bombus huntii, 1720 nucleotides. RefSeq names its product DCN1-like protein 1 (gene SCCRO). The transcript is spliced from 5 exons. Gene Ontology annotation, biological process: protein neddylation; positive regulation of ubiquitin-protein transferase activity. The coding region runs from base 147 to 911 and encodes 254 amino acids. The record is from RefSeq and is a predicted model, not a curated record. Lineage: Eukaryota; Metazoa; Arthropoda; Insecta; Hymenoptera; Apidae. Gene Ontology annotation, molecular function: cullin family protein binding; ubiquitin conjugating enzyme binding; ubiquitin-like protein binding. Gene Ontology annotation, cellular component: ubiquitin ligase complex.